AGCGGACUGGCGCGGCGGCUACCCGGGGAGCCGCCGGGGCCGCCGAGCGGGUCUUCCCCUCGUGGGCGGCGUCCAGUGCUCGGCCGUGCCCCGGAGCCGCCCCAGGUCCUGCCAUGUCCACCCCUCUGCAACCAGAGCAGGGAGACCUGCCCACGGAUGGGAAGGAUGAAGAUCCUGUCGAGGGCACACAGCACUCCCAGCGCAUGCUCAGCUUCAGUGACGCCCUGCUGUCCAUCAUCGCCACUGUGAUGAUCCUGCCGGUGACCCACACGGAGAUCUCCCCAGAACAGGAGUUCGACAAGGGGAUCCAGAAACUUCUAGCAACCAGGAUAGCUGUGUACCUGAUGACUUUUCUCAUUGUCACCGUGGCCUGGGCUGCGCACACAAGGUUGUUCCAGCUGGUUGGGAAAAUCGAUGACACACUUGCCCUGCUCAAUCUGGCCUGCAUGAUGACCAUCACCUUCCUUCCCUUCACGUUCUCCCUGAUGGUGACCUUUCCCGACGUGCCCCUGGGUAUCUUCCUGUUCUGCGUGUGUGUGAUCGCCAUCGGCACCGUGCAGGCGCUGAUUGUGGCGUACGCGUUCUACUUCCCACGCCUCCUGGACCCCCGGAUCGGGCGCUCUGCCAACAGGGGCUUGUAUCAGCGGCACAUCCUGGGCAUCGUGCUCCGUGGGCCUGCCCUGUGUUUCGCUGCCGCCUGCUUCUCCCUCUUCUUCUACCCCCUGUCCUACCUGCUGAUGGCGACCGUCAUCUUCCUCCCCUACGUCAGCAAAGCCGCCAGCUGGUGCAAGGGCCGACUCACGGGCCCCAGGGAGCCCCCAGCCCCCAGCAUGGAGCUCUUCACCUUUGACCUGCAUGAGCCACUCAGUAAGGAGCGCGUGGAAGCCUUCAGCGACGGGGUCUAUGCCAUUGUGGCCACGCUGCUCAUCCUGGACAUCUGUGAGGACAACAUCCCAGACCCCAGGGACGUGAAGGACAAGUUCCACGGCAGCCUGGUAGCAGCGCUGAGUGAGUUUGGCCCACGCUUCCUGGCCUACUUCGGCUCCUUCGCCACGGUGGGCCUGCUCUGGUCUGCCCACCACUCGCUGUUCCUGCACGUCCGCAGAGCAACGCAGGCCAUGGGGCUGCUCAACACGCUGGCGCUGGCCUUUGUGGGCGGCCUGCCGCUGGCCUACCAGCAGACCUCGGCCUUCGCCCGGCAGCCGCACGACGAGCUGGAGCGUGUGCGCGUCAGCUGUGUCAUCAUCUUCUUUGCGAGCAUCUUCCAGUUUGCCACCUGGACUGCGGCCCUGCUGCACCAGGGUGAGACGCUGCAGCCGGCCGCCCGCUUCGGGGGUCAGGAGCAUGCCUUCAUGUUUGCCAAGCUGGCGCUGUACCCAUGCGCCAGCCUGCUGGCCUUCGUGUCCACCUGCUUCCUGAGCCGCUUCAGCACCGCCAUCUUCCACCUCAUGCAGCUGGCCGUGCCCUUCGCCUUCCUGCUGCUGCGUCUGCUGGUGCGCCUGGGCCUGGCUGUGCUGCGGGCCCUGCUCCGGGCUGGCCCCCAUCGUGAGGAGGACAUCCGCUCCCCCCUCCUCCCUGACCCCCACGCGUGAGGCGGCCUCCUGCUGUCAGAAGGGACUGUCUGGGCCUCUGGAAGCUGCAUCAGGCCAACCCAGUGGGGUGGGGCGACUGCCCUCAGGCCCCAGGCAGAGACGAGGCUUGGGGAGAGCAAGACCAGGCUGUAUUUGUCUGGACAUGGCUUGGGGCACAGUGGGAAGUGGUCAGUUACAGGCACAAACACAGACAAGGCCACCGCAGCACCACAGC
This is a messenger RNA of Sorex fumeus (smoky shrew), 1806 nucleotides long. RefSeq names its product transmembrane protein 175 (gene TMEM175). The record is from RefSeq and is a predicted model, not a curated record. The transcript has 11 exons. Bases 114 to 1592 code for a protein of 492 amino acids. Gene Ontology annotation, molecular function: proton channel activity; potassium ion leak channel activity. NCBI's taxonomy places the organism in Eukaryota, Metazoa, Chordata, Mammalia, Eulipotyphla, Soricidae. Gene Ontology annotation, cellular component: lysosome; endosome.